UGCCGCCACUUCGACAUCAACUACCACAUCUCAACGUGCAGACCCACUGCGCGAUAUACCGGACACGCAAUGCUUGCACAGCUGUUGCGACGCAGGAAUCCGCACGCCAGCCGCUCAGCCCUGGCUGCACUUUCGACGGUCCAUCUUACGAAGGCGCGCUAUUUCCAUGGCACAAUGGGCGCGUCCGCGCCGUCGGGCUACGACCAGUUUAUCCUCUUUGGCGCAUCCAUAAUGGAGCAAGCUAGCACGCAAGAACGCGGGUUUGCCCUCGCGCCAGCCUUGCAACAGGCCUACAUCAGACGCCUUGAUGUAGUCAAUAGAGGGUUCAGCGGGUUCAACACCGACCAGGCGCUGAGAGUGCUGCCAAAGAUAAUACCAGACCCGGACCAGACUAGGGUCCGUUUCAUGGUCAUUCUUUUCGGAUCUAAUGACGCUUGCUUUGCGGAGGCUCAAAACGGGCAGCAUGUGCCAUUGGCUCAGUACAAGAAGAACCUCGUUGAACUCCUCACUCAUCCAGCGAUACAGGCUCACAAGCCUCGACUGCUACUGGUGACUCCGCCGCCCAUCGAAGAGAGACGUCUGGAGCAUCGUGUCAGGAGCCAGGGAUAUUCAAAGCUCAAUCGCUCCAAUGUCGUCACAAAGCAAUAUGCGGAGGCUUCCCGUGAGGUGGCAGGAGAUAUGGGAGUGGCCUGCGUCGAUCUCUGGACUGCUUUCAUGUCCAGGACGGGUUGGCAACCUGGCGACCCGCUCUACGGUUCUCAGGACUUGCCAGAGAACGACGCAAUCAGGAGCUUGAUCCACGACGGACUGCACUUCACCCCAGAAGCUUAUAAAAUAUUCUAUGAUGAGGUGGUGAAGACGAUCGCAAAGACGUGGCCCGACCAAUUGCCGGAUCAACUUCCAUACGUUAUUCCCGCCUGGGACGAUGGAGCGGCGUGGGCGAAGGAGGGGCUCAAGGUUGGAAAGGACAACGUUAUACGUCACGACUAGGGCUUAGCUAGAAUGCUACGAUUGUGCACUAGCUCUUUGAGCGGCAAUAUCCCAGACGGUCUAGUGAGUUCUAUGAAUUGCUGUCGCGGGAGGUGAUCCGGAGCUCGGCAGUACUAUGGCUCCGGAGCUCCCAUGUAUAUAUAGAGCUCCUCCACCAAUAUACACCUCAUCCGCUC
Molecule: messenger RNA, 1166 nt
Organism: Trematosphaeria pertusa
Lineage: Eukaryota; Fungi; Ascomycota; Dothideomycetes; Pleosporales; Trematosphaeriaceae
Product: SGNH hydrolase
Exons: 6
Coding region: 175-990 (271 amino acids)
Source: RefSeq, a predicted model, not a curated record